Peromyscus eremicus (cactus mouse) is the source of this 2267-nucleotide messenger RNA. It is a transcript of the gene Gimap6, whose product is annotated as GTPase, IMAP family member 6. Gene Ontology annotation, molecular function: GTP binding. The transcript is spliced from 3 exons. The record is from RefSeq and is a predicted model, not a curated record. Lineage: Eukaryota; Metazoa; Chordata; Mammalia; Rodentia; Cricetidae. The coding region runs from base 45 to 968 and encodes 307 amino acids. Gene Ontology annotation, cellular component: cytosol.
UGAAGGGUCAUGCUUGAGCUCAGAACAUAUUGUGCUGAUAAAACAUGGGUUGGAAUAUGGAUCGGCUGUACAGGCAGGCAGAGUCCGUUGGCUCAUAUACUAUGGAAACUGUUUCCUGGCUUUUCUACUCCAUCUACGAAAGAUACAGCAUCUUGGCCCUGCCAGGAAAGCCAGAAACUUCAUGGGAGUGCAGUGUCACAGGGGACAGGAAAGGAAGCCACUCUUGCCUGUCAGCCAGCCCCAUGGUGGAAGAAGAAUGUGGACACAGUCCCCAGAAGAAUCCCACAAGGCAGUUGCUCCUGGACUCCGUACAAGGGCCGACAGAAGGUCUGAAGGAGAAAGAGCUCACCCUGAAGAGAUUGCAGCUCCUUCUGGUGGGAAAAACAGGAAGCGGGAAAAGUGCAACCGGAAAUAGCAUCCUUGGCAGGCAAGUUUUUGAGUCCAAAAUCAGCGCUAGACCAGUAACCAGGACCUUCCAGAAAGGGAGCAGAGACUGGAAUGGAAAGGUGUUUGAGGUGAUCGACACCCCAGACAUUUUGUCACAUCAGGACCUGCCUGAGGUAGCAGCUGAGAAGAUCUGUGGAGUCUUGGACUCUCCAGGGCUCCAUGCAGUGCUCCUGGUGAUACAGGUGGGCCGGUACACAGCAGAGGACCAGCAAGCUGCCAGGCGCCUCCAGGAGAUCUUUGGAGAAGGGAUCCUGGCUUACACCGUCCUGGUGUUCACUCGGGAGGAGGACCUAGACGGGGGAUCCUUGGAAGAAUAUAUCCAAAACAACAACAACAAGAGCCUGGAUGAUCUGGAUGUCGCAUGUGAGAGGCGACAUUGCGGCUUCAACAAUAGGGCCCAAGGGACUAAGCAGAAGGCCCAGCUGCAGGACCUCAUGGAGAAAAUCGAACUGAUCCUGUGGGAGAACGAGGGCCGCUGUUACACCACAGAACUUCCAAAUGUUCCCAGCAAAACAGUUUAGCCACAGAGCAGGCUUCUGAGGAGGAUCCCUCAAGGAGUCCUGGCUGGAAAGGCUGUCCCAGAUCCAGAUGACCUCCGAGAAAACCUGUAGGUAUCUGAUAGGGAGGGCAUCCAUGUGGGCCGACCAUAAGCAGGGGUAUCUUAGUUAGUGUUCUAUUGCUGUAAAGAGACACCAUGACCAUGGCAACUCCUAUAAAAGGAAGCAUUUAAUUAGGACUUGCUUGCAGUUUCAGAGGUUUAGUCCAUUAUCAUCAUGGCAGGAAGCAUGGUAUGCAGGCAGACAUGGUGCUGGAGAAGUAGCUAAGAGCUCUACAUCCAGAUCCUUAGGCAGCAGGAAGAGGGAGACUCUGGGUAUAGAAUGGACUUUCUGAAACCUCAAAGCCCAUCCCCAGUGACAUACUUCCUCCAACAAGGCCACACCUCCUAAUCCUUUCAAAUAGUGUCACUCUCCAGUGACCAAGUAUUCAAAUCCAUGAGCCUAUGGGGGCCAUUCUCAUUCAAACCACCACAAGGACAGUCCAUCAGCAGCUGCACCCUGUGCCCAGCCCUUGUGGCCUGCUUCCUCUGUUUCCACAGAGAGCUUUCCAGUCCCUGGGUUACACUGUCAGGUGUGGCAAUGGGUGAGGCCUCAGUUCAGGGGACCCAGCGACAGUCUGUGUCCAGCUACACAGCUUCUUUCUGACACAUGGGCCCUCCUUACACUUAGCCCGCAGCACAGUGCCCUGAUACGGGGUCUUCUAUCCCACUGAUAUCACGUGUUCAUGUUCUGUGUCUGUUCUCUAAUACAACCAAAGCUUCUUGCCGUCGUCCGGCUCUUUCUUUUGAAUCAGCCCACGGACAGCCAUGGACCAGGUGCUUGUACAUUUUCGAGCUGCACCCUUACCCGUAAAGGGGGACAGACAUUAUGACUACAAGGGGACUGCCCUGUGUAGUGGUAGAAAAUGACAAUGAGACAGAAUAGAGAGGCCCAGAGCAACAGUUAGGAUUUUCUUCCACUAUGUAAGGUAAUUUAAUAGGUUUGCAUUCUAUAACCAUUUCUGAGCACUGAUGUCCUUCUAAGCUUUUGAGAGACUUGGCUGCAAUGACCACAUGUGCACAGUGACUAAUUCUGGACCCUGUAUGUCCUUCCUGGGAUGGGGAGGAUCGUGCCUCCUCUGUCCUUUGUGAGCUCAGUACAGUUGGACUGAAUGUGUAGGAGCAGACCCCAUGCAAGUGCAAACCUGAAGAACACAGACAGCGGCAAACAGGACAUGGCAGAGGUCCCGAGGAGUCAGAAAUCUGAGGGAGCCGACCCAGAACU